Molecule: messenger RNA, 966 nt
Organism: Haliotis rubra (blacklip abalone)
Lineage: Eukaryota; Metazoa; Mollusca; Gastropoda; Lepetellida; Haliotidae
Exons: 2
Coding region: 1-966 (321 amino acids)
Source: RefSeq, a predicted model, not a curated record
AUGAGGACUAUCGCUGUAGUGUUAGCGGUGUUUGCCGCGGCUGUGUAUGCCCAGACCCCAACAGCUCCAAGCCCAGUGACCCAAACUCCGUCUGGAUCUAGCAACAACAAUAACAACAAAAUCAGCAACAAUAUGAACACCAACACCAUGAACACUCCUGCGGAUACCAACAUGAUGAACAAUAAUAUGAACAACGGGAUGAAUAACGGCCAUAACAACAUGAUGAACAACGGGAUGAACAACGGCCAUAACAACAUGAUGAACAACGGCCAUAACAACAUGAUGAACAACGGCCAUAACAACAUGAUGAAUAACGGCCGUAACAUGAUGAACAACGGCCGUAACAUGAUGAACAACGGUCUGAACAACAUGAUGAACAAUGGCCUCAACAACCUGAACAACGGCCUCAACAAAGCUAAUCCUAACGGCCUAAUGGCUCAAUUCCAGAACCCAAUGUUCAGAAACAUGAACAACAACAACAUUCAGAACAACCCGAUGACAGCUUUGGCUUUUCCCCAAAACAACAACGUCCUCCCAAAUCAGGGAAAAGGCCAGGUUUCUCAGUCACCUUUUAACUUCCUACCAUUCAUGCUUGGUAACGACAGAAUGAACCAGAUGGCGAUGCUGUCCAUGAUGUCGAACCCCUCCACCACCGGUAACAUGUUGCCAUAUUUCGCCCUGGCAGGAGGUAACGAAAACAUGUUCCGUCUCAUGAUGCUCGGGAACGUCAUGAACCAACGCAAGGGAGGUCAAGGUCAGGGAUUCAACCCCUUCACGAUGCUCGCUCUCACCGGAAAUGACAUGAUGCAGAAGCUGUUCCCAAUGAUGAUGAUGAUGAACCAGGACGGCCUGCAGGGAGCAGCCUCCCCCACUACAGCCGUAUCUGGAGCGACGUCGACUGCGACCCAACCCCAGGGUGGUAAUAACGGAUAUCUCAACCUUAUGAUGAUGAACAACAUUAUGUAA